AUGAUUCCUCUCGUCUUUAUCUGGGCAGUUCUGGCUUCUGCCCAACUCCCUGUACCUAAUCUUGGACCUGAGCUUAGCGACAAUAUCAACUUCAAGAAGACCGUCUUUAUAGAGUGUAACAACUUUAUACAAACUUGCGCUCCAACCAUCUCUUCCUGCGCAUCCGUGAUUUGUAAGCAAUGCACAGGCCUGGGGCAGAAGGCUCUUAAUGCCUGCUGUGCGAGUGAGAGCGAACCAGCGUCUUGUCUUGGCAGUGCGCUUCGGGUGCCUAACUCUGCCGAAGCAUCGGCAACUACUUCAGAGGCUGGUCCUACGUCGUCGUCGUCCCAGGCUGCCGUCAGUACAACUACGGCCGAGGCACCCCUGGUGACCAAGGCUCCCUCCGGCAUUGCAGCCUGCGCAAGUGUCUCCAAGUCUUUGGACAUCUGCAACAGCUUAAGCCCAGGCGUGAUAACCUCUUCAUUCCUUUUCCAGGCGCCCUGCCUGUGCUAUAACGCCAACUACAAGUUCGACCCGAGCAUUUACGAUGAACCCUUUUCAAACUGCUUGGCAUACUAUUCCACUGCGUCACCGUCCUUUUACGCCUCGCUUGCGGCGUCUUCGAUUGGCUCCAAGCCGUGUGCUAGUAUCGGCGAUGUAGUGAAGUCUUGUUCUGAGACAGGAUCAUGCACGCCUGUUGAGACGGGAACUCGCAGCGAUAGGUCGAUAACGUCUGGCAGCAGUGAUCAUGGAUCAACUUCAACACUGGUUCCACUGACGACAACCACGUCUACUAAGAAUGCAGGGCAGAUAGUUUCAUCCGGAGAUGCAAGUAUAGUCGGAGUUGUACUGGCAUGGAUAUUGUACUUAUUCUAA
This is a messenger RNA of Fusarium proliferatum ET1, 855 nucleotides long. RefSeq lists its product as uncharacterized. The transcript is spliced from 2 exons. The record is from RefSeq and is a predicted model, not a curated record. NCBI's taxonomy places the organism in Eukaryota, Fungi, Ascomycota, Sordariomycetes, Hypocreales, Nectriaceae. The coding region runs from base 1 to 855 and encodes 284 amino acids.